AAGCCCCUCACCCUGGCCCUGCUUCAGAGUCUGCAUGGGGGACCUGGGGCUGCAGGGCCGGGACCGGAGGCCCCGGGGGAGGGGCUGCCUCCUGCUGGCGGUAGCAGGAGCCACAGCGCUGGUGACCCUGCUGCUGGCGGUGCCCGUCACCGUCCUGGCAGUGCUGGCCUUGGUGCCGCAGGAACAGGGAGGACCGGGAGAUGUGUCUCACCGCCGAGCCCGGGGCUUAGGUCCGCGCUGGGAGGGGCGGGAGUGGCAUCAGCUGAAGCUGAGCUCUGGGAGCAGUGACCCUCCCUCCUCCCAGCAGGUAACGGAGACCCCUGGCCCAGGAGCACAGGCCCAGAGAGGACUGGGGUUCCAGGAGCGGCAGGAGGAGGCGCCGGACGCAGACUCCAGCCCCGUGCUCCCGGCUGCCCACCUCAUAGGCGCCUGGACGCAGGGGCGCGGGCUCGGCUGGGAGGCGCACAAGGAGGAGGCGUUCCUGCGCAGCGGCGCGCAGUUCUCGGGCGCGCGCGGGCUGGCGCUGCCGCGGGACGGGCUCUACUUCCUCUACUGCCACGUGGGCUUCCGCGGCCGCGCGCUCCCCGCCGGCCCGCCCGGCCCGGGGCUGCCGCUCACGCUGCGCUCGGCGCUGCUGCGCGCGGGCGGCGCCUACGGGCCUGGCGCGGCCGAACCGCUGCUGGAGGGCGCCGAGACCGUGAGGCCGGCGGCGGGGCGCGCAGCCGCGCCGCUCUGGUUCACGAGCGUGGGCUUCGGCGGGCUGGUGCGGCUGCGGCGCGGCGAGAGGGUGUACGUGAACAUCAGCCACCCGGACCUGGUGGACUAUCGGCGCGGCAAGACCUUCUUCGGGGCCGUGAUGCUGGGCUGAGGCGCUGCGAGCCUGAGCAGUGGGAGCCGCGGGGCGCAGUCUGGAAGUUGCUCCCGAGCCUCAUGAGAAUAAAGACUGGCCUCCUGGGGCGUGCUUGGCUCUA
Molecule: messenger RNA, 971 nt
Organism: Cavia porcellus (domestic guinea pig)
Lineage: Eukaryota; Metazoa; Chordata; Mammalia; Rodentia; Caviidae
Gene: Ltb
Product: lymphotoxin beta
Exons: 4
Coding region: 35-868 (277 amino acids)
Biological process (GO): immune response
Cellular component (GO): membrane
Molecular function (GO): tumor necrosis factor receptor binding
Source: RefSeq, a predicted model, not a curated record